AUGUCCGAUCAGUUGCUUAACAAGCUAGAUACUGUGGUGGCAGAUAUUCUGGCCGACUGGAAUAUCUACACUACCAUUGUUGCUGGCCUUGUGGUUACUUUCGCGAUCUAUUCAGUAGUAUCAGCUAAGGACCCAGAUGUACACCCGUUUCUGCUUGCCCGUCAAUCCACUUCAUCUCCAAUUCGCCAGUCAGGCGAAUCUGCAACAUAUCGCAGCUUGGAAACCCCAUAUGGUUUCCCUCUGCGAGCAGGAUUGAAUGUUAAGGAUCCUGGGGCUCCUAAGUGGACCGCAGGUAGGAAAGGCGACCUACGUGAUAUCUGGAGAACAGCAGUGCACGGAGCUCUGAACGAAGAUGGCAGCACAUCCAAGGCACGAAGCAAGAUCUAUACUGUCCUCGGGAAACGGGCUGUUGAACAUUCUCUAUCUCAAGUCACCCAGGAAAUCAACGUGAUCGGUCAUUAUCUCCAGAAGGCCAAGGUCAAAACCGUAGCCGUUUGCUUGACUGACUCUGUUGAGCUGCUGGCUUCUAUAUUCGGUAUUACUGAUCCUCGAAUGUCGGGUGCCUUCUACGGCUUCAAGGUUAUUCUUGUCCCUCACCACCUUCCGGCGGAGACUCUGGCAGCUCAUCUUCGGGCGGCCCAAGCGGAUGCUUUGAUUGCCGAAGCUGGAUCUGUCGAUCUCUCAGUGGCUUCCAAGGAUAAUAAGCAGCUCUCGCAAGUCAUCUGGGUUGCCAAGGAAGGAAACCGUCAUAUGGAUUGGCACGGAGUUCCUGAUAAUGUCGAAGGUGACAUGCAGGUAGAGGUUUGGCAUGAGUUGGUAGAGGAAAAGAAGGACCUGGCAGGCUUGGAUGUCCCUGAAUAUGAUCCCAAAGAGCCGGCUCCUGGAAUCAGUACUGUGUGGCCCUCGGAUUCUCAAUCUGGUAAAAUCAUCGAUUUUCAAUCAGAGAAUUUGGUGGCUGCUGUAGCUGCUUUGGGUUCUACACUUCCCCGAAACCAGCGACUCUCUUCGUCGGAUCUUGUCUUGUCAAUCGACUCUCUUUCUAGGUCUUACCCUCUUUGCAUCAUCUUCAAUGCACUGUUCUCCAAUGCAUCCAUUGCGUUGAACUCUGUUACUGGUGAGGAUGUGGAUUUUGCUUUGGCAACUGUUGGUGUUUCUCCGACGGUUAUUGUGGCCUCCUCGCGCACUAUUUCGAACUACCAUGACAGUAUCAUGCAACCCAGAGUUGGGCUCUUGUCUUCCUUGGGCCGAUGGGUUCAGAAAAGAACCCUGGACUCUGGUAGCAUGCCCUCAAAGAACAUCUUCAGCCAGCUGGCUCGUGCUGGCCCGACAUCAGAGCUUUCGUUGGACAAGUUACGUUUGCUUUGUGUCUCGCAUCGCAUUGAUGCACCUGCCUCGGCUCAGCUUACCAUGAAGCAGCUGACACAUUUCCGGAUCUUCACUAACGCGCGUAUCAUUUACGCUCUGACUGGUCCCGGUAUUGCUGGUGCUAUUGCUCAGACAAAUGUCUUUGAUUAUCGACACGGGGAUGGGCCGAGCCACUUCGGCGCUCCCCUCAGCAGUACUGAAAUCACAUUGACUGGUGUUUCCGAAACCGCAGCCGCAGUUCAACCGGAAGGCGAGAUCAAAGUCUCAGGACCUGCUGUUGUUGGCGGAGAGACAGUCCUUGUUCCGCGGGUCCGUAUCAGCAAAGAAAACACCGUGGAGCUUUGCACUUGA
Penicillium malachiteum is the source of this 1716-nucleotide messenger RNA. RefSeq lists its product as uncharacterized. NCBI's taxonomy places the organism in Eukaryota, Fungi, Ascomycota, Eurotiomycetes, Eurotiales, Aspergillaceae. Bases 1 to 1716 code for a protein of 571 amino acids. The record is from RefSeq and is a predicted model, not a curated record. Gene Ontology annotation, molecular function: long-chain fatty acid-CoA ligase activity. Gene Ontology annotation, cellular component: endoplasmic reticulum; membrane. The transcript has 4 exons.